Messenger RNA from Ambispora leptoticha, 204 nucleotides. Lineage: Eukaryota; Fungi; Glomeromycota; Glomeromycetes; Archaeosporales; Ambisporaceae. The record is from the annotation of a GenBank genome assembly.
AUGAAUUCAAAAAUAAUUAUCCUAUUGAUCGCUAUUACAUUCUUUGCCGGUUCUUUACCAUCUGUCAAUGCUGCAGGUUGUCCUAAUCCAGCACCUUUUUGCGAUAAAGGGACCGAGGUAUGCAUCUUUAAUCAGAAUACUCAAACAUGCUCAUGUUCUUGCUGUGAUGAUGAUGGACGGAAUUGCGACCAAAAUUUUCCCUAA